Molecule: messenger RNA, 2527 nt
Organism: Eubalaena glacialis (North Atlantic right whale)
Lineage: Eukaryota; Metazoa; Chordata; Mammalia; Artiodactyla; Balaenidae
Gene: EPB41L5
Product: erythrocyte membrane protein band 4.1 like 5
Exons: 25
Coding region: 156-2336 (726 amino acids)
Cellular component (GO): cytoskeleton
Molecular function (GO): cytoskeletal protein binding
Source: RefSeq, a predicted model, not a curated record
UUUAAGGGGCGGGCAGGCGGCCGGGGUCCGCGGGAAUUAGUGUGGUGGGCGCGCCUCUGGCCGCCAUUUCUCGGCGUCUCCCCGGAGCCGUCCCCUGGCGCCUCGCGUGGGUCUCUCCCCUCUCGUGGCCGCGGGUGGUCGCCGCCAGUGACAAAAUGCUGAGCUUCUUCCGCAGAACGCUCGGCCGCCGGUCGAUGCGCAGACAGGCCGAGAGGGACCGGCUCCGCGAGGCCCAGCGUGCAGCCACGCACAUCCCUGCGGCCGGGGACGCGAGGGCCGUCAUCACGUGCCGAGUGUCCCUCCUGGACGGGACCGAUGUCAGCGUGGACUUGCCGAAAAAAGCCAAAGGACAAGAGCUGUUUGAUCAGAUUAUGUACCACUUGGACCUUAUUGAAAGCGACUAUUUUGGACUGAGAUUUAUGGAUUCGGCACAAGUAGCACAUUGGUUGGAUGGUACAAAAAGCAUCAAAAAGCAAGUAAAAAUUGGUUCACCCUAUUGUCUGCAUCUUCGAGUUAAGUUUUAUUCCUCAGAACCAAAUAAUCUUCGUGAAGAACGAACCCGGUACUUAUUUGUUCUUCAGUUAAAACAAGAUAUUCUCAGUGGAAAAUUGGAGUGUCCCUUUGAUACAGCGGUUCAGUUGGCAGCUUAUAACUUGCAGGCUGAACUUGGUGACUAUGACCUAGCCGAGCACAGUCCUGAUGUUGUGUCUGAGUUCAGGUUUGUGCCUGUUCAGACGGAAGAGAUGGAGCUGGCUGUUUUUGAGAAAUGGAAGGAGUACAGAGGUCAGACACCAGCACAAGCUGAAACCAAUUAUCUGAAUAAAGCCAAGUGGCUAGAAAUGUAUGGGGUUGAUAUGCACGUGGUCAAGGCCAGAGACGGGAAUGACUACAGUUUGGGACUGACCCCAACAGGCGUCCUUGUUUUUGAAGGAGAGACCAAAAUUGGCUUAUUUUUUUGGCCCAAGAUAACCAGAUUGGAUUUUAAGAAGAAUAAACUAACCUUGGUGGUUGUAGAAGAUGAUGAUCAGGGCAAAGAGCAGGAACAUACGUUUGUCUUCAGACUGGAUCAUCCCAAAGCAUGCAAACAUUUGUGGAAAUGUGCCGUGGAGCACCACGCCUUCUUCCGCCUCCGAGGCCCUGUCCAAAAGGGUUCUCACCGAUCAGGAUUUAUUCGAUUAGGGUCACGGUUUAGAUACAGUGGGAAAACUGAGUAUCAGACCACAAAAACCAAUAAAGCAAGAAGAUCAGCAUCCUUUGAAAGGAGGCCCAGCAAACGGUAUUCCCGACGAGCUCUGCAAGUGCAAGGAAAACCUGAAGAACUCAGUGUUCACAAUAAUGUUUCAGCUCAGAGUAAUGGCUCCCGCCAGGCUUGGGGUGUGAGAUCCACUGUGCCUGUGAUUCCUUCCGUUCCCUCUGGUCCUGUGCUGGUGCAAGUUGAGAAUCUUCCAAGGAGUGCCGGAGCAGACCAGCAUGACAAGACAUGCUUGCCUCUGAAGAUUGAUUUGCUAGAUAGUCCAGACUUACUGGAAACAACCAUUGAUGAUGUAGUUGGGGCACCUGACACCAUGGCCAUGUCCCAAGCCCCAGGCGAAGUGAGCACAGCCUCCAGGCAGGCUGGAUUAGAGGGGCUGGAAGCAUUAAAAGAUGCCUCAGAGAAGCUCAAACACCUUGAAAUGGAAAGCGGUCCUUUGCCAGCCAGUCCUCCCAACAGGGACGUUAACAUCACCACCCAGGAGGAAGUGGUGAAGUUAACUGAGAAAUGUCUGAAUAAUGCCAUUGACAGCCCAGCACUAAAUGCCAGGAGAGUUCCUCCUGACUUGAAGAGUAACAUUUUGAAGGCUCAAGUAGAAGCAGUGCAGAAGGUUACAAGAGAAGAUAGCUUAUUAAGUCAUAAAAAUGCCAGUGUUCAGGAUGCUGCCACCAACAGUGCUGAGUUAAAUGAGAACGCCGCGCCAGUCCCUGGAGGAUCUCUCAUUCCGAUGCGAACCACGCCUGCAGAAAAUGGGCCUGCUCUAAAGGAUGCUACAGAUGAAUUGGAUGCCUUGCUUUUAUCUCUAACGGAGAAUCUCAUUGACCACACAACCACACCUCAGGUAUCUUCCAUAUCCACGAUCACACCCCGUUGGAUUGUGCCACAGAGUGCUGCUCUUCCUAACGGGCUUGCAGGAGACAACGGGCUCUCACCGGCUGGGAAGGAGGGGCCUGGCAACAGAGGCGUGGUCUCCCUCAUCUCUCCCCCAGCGCCGUUCUUUGUGGAUGCUGUGACCAGCUCGGCUCCAGCCUCUGCUGGACAAGCCACCUUGAAGCAGAAGUGUUUGCUGACAACAGAGCUCUGAGGGGCGGCGGCUCCUCACCUGUGACCCGAGGCCGGGCCCUCCAGCCGUCCGUCCUGGAGUCCACUUCUGCUGGAGCUGGUUCUGCGCUUGUGGGUAAAAAAGCUCAACCGGGUGUGACUCCAUCUCUGUGAAAAAAGCAGUUACAUUUCCGUCCAACUGGAAGGGCGUAAUUACACUACACAUUAGCCCAA